Molecule: messenger RNA, 2608 nt
Organism: Opisthorchis viverrini
Lineage: Eukaryota; Metazoa; Platyhelminthes; Trematoda; Opisthorchiida; Opisthorchiidae
Exons: 6
Coding region: 391-582 (63 amino acids)
Source: RefSeq, a predicted model, not a curated record
UUAUCUUUCCGAAAGUUAUGGAGGUUGGGCUUGUCAAUCGUGUGGAUAAUGGGCUUCUUUUGAACUCGCGCUUUUUGUUCUGAAUAACCCAGCCCAUAAUCAAUGUGAAAAAAUUUCUGUCCAGUUUGCCUUUUAAGAGAAAUUACCAAUCCCUAGUUAAUGUUUCCGGUGACCAGUAAAAAGGAGUUUCACAAAUCACAGAGCGUUUAACCUGUACCGAAUCUCAUCCCCGCUUAGGACCUAAAAAUCCCUAUCUUGUAUUCGCCUUCAAUGGGUAAACUUAGCCUCUUUGGCGGUAAUGGGAAAAUGUUAAAUUCUACAACUUUUGCAAUGGUUAUCGUGAUUUAAGUCAACUGCGAAUUUCACACAAACUGCACUUCGCUUACGAAUAUGUGGCGGAUCAAGACGCACUUUGCAUCAGACUUUGUUAUAUGGUGUUGUAGCGGUUGUACGGUUUCCGUUACUGAUGACUGUAGAUAUGUUUUCUAUACGACAAAAAAUUUGAACCCAGGCGAAUGGGCCGUUGAAGAUGGGUCGUCUGCAUUCAGUAAUACAUUCAGAGGAAACAAGUUCCAAUUAUAGCGCACGUUGUGGCAAGUGGCUGUAAUAUUUUUGCCGAACUAUCGAGAUCACACAUUUUUGGAAAAUUCAGUAACAGCUUUAUAACCACCUAUUUAUGUUUGAUGUAGAUACACAUGUGAUUAAAUUUCACAGUCUGGCAACUAAUACCUUUCACAAUAUGACAUCACAUGCUUUUUUGUGAAAUGAAGAUCUGAACUGCUAGUGAGUGUAUCCGAUGUUCGAAAGUUUCCAAAAAUGUCCAUCAAAUAUAUCGCCAAGUCAAACCGUGAAUGCGAAAAGAAAGCUAGUUGUUGAGGCUCUAUCACGUUCCACAAUGGAAUGCAUUAUUUUGAACAACCUCACAAACAAAAAUAGUGUCCGAAAACACUUGAUUUUGCAUUAAACCUCAGCCGUCCAGAAACUCAAACCAGGCUCUGGUUGAGGCGAUUCGCUCGCUAUGUAUUUCACUUGGGAGAAGUAAAUUUAUUUUGCAUUAUUCUUCCUUGAAAUGUUAAAACCCGGUGGCCUAAACCUUGAGGCACGCCUUAUCUGAGUUUAUACCUAACCUGGAACUCCUCUUUUUCCUGCGACUAUCUCACUUUCAUUUGAGCAAUCUUUUUCCCUCCUGGCUGUUGUAUCUAAAAAAAGGAGCAAUGUAGUGUUAGCAGAAAAAUCGCGCCAAGGCAGCCUCGUAUCCCAUAAAACCGUUACUCCAUCUGGCAUGAACAUUGUAACAGGUUGUUUGACGUCUUUGAGCUGUGCCCAAUGGUCUGCCUUUAUGUUGCCUCAGCCGAUGCCUUCGUGAUCAGCGUCGUAUGUUUACCAACUUGUUGAAGAUCUCAUUCAUUUUUACGUACGGUUAACUGAUUAAUGCCAGACUUGUGCGAAUAUCAAUUUUAAACCUGGUCUCACUUAAUAUCUCUUAAUAUCACAUAGGGGUUUGGUUGUCCCGCUCAAUCUGCUGGUCACGUCGGACAUCUUCAAGAUGUAUUACUGUUAAUAUUCAGUAAAUCGCUAAUCAUUUAAUAGGUUUGGGUACACCCAAUGUGAACUUCAUCAAUUAAGUUAGAGAUGAUCAGAAAUACUCAAAAAGUGAAGUGGCUCUAUAUGGAUUUUACACAUAAUAUUCCGCAAACACUAACAAGAAUUACGAUUUUUUGAAUUCUAUUGCCACUUAAAUUGGAAUUUAAGCAGCUAACAAUCAAGAAAGAUAUAUCUCUGAUUGCCCGUUUGGAAAAAUAACUGAAAGCUAUUAAUUUAGCAAGAGUAUUAGGUUCGAAUCUGAAGGAGUCUGAACGAUGAACUGUCUGGUUUUUUUGUGUUGUAAGCUGUUAUCGACACAACUAUCAUAUCUUCAUAGAAAAUGGCUGGCUUCCGAAAAUGUCAUAUCCCAUUGAUAUACAGUAAACAUACCCUAAUGCCUUUUUUGUGAACAAUCCACUCUGCUUAGCGUCCAAAUCUACAUCGAAAAAAUCCACCUACAAAGAAGGGCUUCUAUCCGUAACAGGUGAGGUGUAUAAGGACAAGAGGCCCGUAUACGACACCAAGUGGGAAGACAGUUCAUCUCAACACUACAAACAACUCAACCAAUCCCUAUGCAUAUCGCUGAGAAAUGCUGCCAGGUCGUAUUCGCCGCUGGCAUAUGCAUGGCGCUCUUGUCGAGUUACUAAGGCAAGAAAGCCAGAAGUCACGACGUUCAUCAGUGUGGAUCAAGACGAAGUGAAGAAAAGGAAGACAGACUACAAAGCAAAAGACUUUCUGAACAAUGCAAAUUCAGCCUUGAAGAAAGCAUCAACCACCACAAACACGUACUACUACGGAAAAAUAUCAAAGGUUGGAAACGCUGCUUCGAACUUGCACCUCACGGAGGUUGGGAUCUGGUUUGUUGUCCUAUUCCAGUUAGUGCGUCAUAGGACUGUCAUCAACUAACUGUUAUCAACUAACAUUGUACACAUUUUUGUUUACAAGAACAAUGUAAAAUAAAUCCAUACCUCAGUUCGCAUCAAACUUCCUUCCAUUCAUCGUAUAAAGUCAACUUGUAUCCUGC